AUGACGACAGUAUUUCGUUCCUGUUUACCUCGAAUUUAUUCUAAUACUAAUCAAUCGAUAUCUAGUGAUAAUCUAUCGAAUAAAACAAAUUCAAAUGUAUCCCUCAAUAACGAUGAACAUGAUCAGAAUUCAAUCGACUGUUCAUCAACAAUAAUAAAUAAAAAUAUUUUGAAAUCUAAAAUAAAGCAUACAACCAAUUCAUUGGAUUUGCCCCCCACAAAAACUGAACUAAUCAAUAACGAAUGUAAUCAUACAGAUUUAUUAACAGUGCCUAAACAAACGAAAGUAUCUGGUAUAAAAAGUAGUAUUACGAACAAACGAGGCCCUUGCUAUUCGCGCAUCAAUGAAGAACAGAAGCCAUUAUUAAAACGUCUUGUAGGCACUAUAUUCGGUGAUCAUGGGUUUAGUAAUAAUCAACACAAUGAAAUAUUGUCAACUAAAAAACAACGGUCAAAACGACCAACUGUUAAUUCAAAAAAGUCUCUUCUUCCAUCAAAAUCAAUACUAAAAAAGCAAUACGAUGAUAAUGAAAAAACUCUACGUUCACUUGUUACAUUUCUUACACAAAUUGAAUCGAAUAUUCCAUUGCCAACCAUUCACACAUCAGUAACAGAUAUCACAACCGAUGAAAAUCAAAAUAAGAAUCUUCCAAUGGACAAAGAACACGCUCGCAAUAACAAUCGAAUGGAUGAUACGUAUGUUAAAAAGCUUGUUAGCGCAGCACCUUUGGGGCUAAAAUGUGGAACUCACAUGAUUUUUCGCCUAAUUUACUUAUAUAUAACGCGUGGUACGAAAUUUGCUGCAAAAAUCGAUCGAUGUUCAUCUCAUUCAAACGAUAGUUAUCAACACAAAUCAAAAGGUAAACAUAAUCAUCAACAUUCAUCAACAUCUAAACGUUGUGCAAAUACUCGAUCGACUAGAAAAAAUUAUUCAAAUAAAAAACCACCAUCCGACGACGAUACUCUAAGUUGCUCGUCGAUGACUUCUCAUAAUACAUUACCAUCUUCACCUAAUAUUCGACGGAAAAUGAUUGAUAAUCAACAACAAACUCAAAUCUAUCCAAUAAAAACAAAUAUUGGAACAUCAACACAAAUCAAUCAUACAAAUGAUGUAACAACAUCGGAACCAUCAUGGUUAGAUGUUAUGCGCGAAGAUCAAACAACGAUUAAUGCCUGGGCUCGUAUUCGACGUCGACUUAAACCUAAUCAACAGAAAGAUAUUCUCAGGUGA
Rotaria socialis is the source of this 1230-nucleotide messenger RNA. The record is from the annotation of a GenBank genome assembly. Lineage: Eukaryota; Metazoa; Rotifera; Eurotatoria; Philodinida; Philodinidae.